Symbiodinium natans is the source of this 984-nucleotide messenger RNA. NCBI's taxonomy places the organism in Eukaryota, Dinophyceae, Suessiales, Symbiodiniaceae. The record is from the annotation of a GenBank genome assembly.
AUGCGCUAUUUAGCCCGUAUGGCGGCACACAUGCCCGUGGUCGUGGCUGCUUUCCUCGGGGCUGUUCUGGCAGCAUUCGCUUGGACCCAGACCUUCACGCCAUCUCCAUGGCUGUCAAGCAAGGUCCAGCCAAACGCCCAACCUAGAUAUAGAUGCAGUGCACUUCGGCGCCCAUCGAGGGCACCAACCAUGCCCACAGUGCACCCGGUGCAUGCGGCGCCGCUUGCACUGGGGCUCGGCUCGCUGGGGAGCCUCGUGUACGUGGCACGGGCGCGAAGAAAGAGCGCCUGCUUUGGCCGUUCGGCCGUCGCUCGCCACGCCACGGUGGCGCAGUGGAACAAGCGGGUGAAGCGCAUUGAAGGCGGCAGGGCCAUCUUCGACGUCACCAUCCCAAAGCCUUUGGGCGUCACGCCCAAGGACUUCCCCAACCGCCCAGGCGUUGGCAUCGCCGGCAUCAAGAAAGGUGGCAACACAGACCUUUGGAACACGGAGGUGUUGCUGAACGAUGCCGAGGGCAUGUUUGUGCUGGAGGGAGAUGAAGUGGUAGCUGUCAACGGCACCUUGUGCGAAGGCAAAGAUUUGAAGACCGUCAGCAAGCUAGUCAAGGAGUCCGAAGGUGACACUGUGACCCUGAAGUUGGUUCGCAACUACCUGAAAGGACCUGUCAAGAUCGUGUGGAAGCCAUCUUUGAAGAUGGCCACGUACAAGCGCAAUGCGCUUCUACGGGCCUGUGAGGAGACCUUGGGAGCAAACGUGCGAUACUCCUGCGAGGACGGCUGGUGCAGCUCGUGCUGGCAUGCCGAAGAGACCUACAUGACGGUAUUCCGAAUUUGCAAGAUGGACGUACCGGAGAAAUGGGACAAUGUUGUGCCCUUUGUACUCAUGAGUGCGCUGGAGGUGAAAAACACGAAAGGCGUGUUGGUCAAGAACCUCAUGCAAGCAGACGGUGUGAAGCCACCGCGGCAAGAUGGCAAGCUUGGGUAA